This is a messenger RNA of Scomber scombrus (Atlantic mackerel), 2537 nucleotides long. It is a transcript of the gene odf2a, whose product is annotated as outer dense fiber of sperm tails 2a. The record is from RefSeq and is a predicted model, not a curated record. NCBI's taxonomy places the organism in Eukaryota, Metazoa, Chordata, Actinopteri, Scombriformes, Scombridae. The transcript has 19 exons. Gene Ontology annotation, cellular component: centrosome. Gene Ontology annotation, biological process: regulation of cilium assembly. The coding region runs from base 33 to 2537 and encodes 834 amino acids.
CAAGUCUUGACGAGUGUUAUUCGGUGUGUCAUAUGAAGAAAACAAUGAGAACUCGCUCAAGUUCGCCUCCGAUUCAUGUGCACGUCAACGAUGACACAGCGGUCCACGUGCACGUGAAGAGCCAGAGGAAGAGUCCUUCCAGGUCACCUCAGGGGAAGACCAAGGCCGACAAAGGAAACCUCCGUCCUUCAGCCAAAGUCAAAACUCGAGUGCCGUGGAUUCCGCCGGGGAAGACCUCCAUCCGGGACGGCUCAUACAAGUGGGAGGGGCCAACGCACCGCCUUGAGAUCACACCGUUGCUCCCUGAUCCAGAACCCGAACCUCCCCAAAGUGUACUGCGAUUGGCCGACCUCGCAUCAGAAGAAGAGGAGGGGCUUCACGGACGAAUCAGCCAGUAUGAGAGGAAGAUUGACAGCUUACUGUCAGAAGUCAGCUCUCUGAAGAAUGAGGUGGAGCUGAGGAAGAAAGAGCAGCUGCUGGAGCGUCGGUCGGAGCAGCUGAGUGUCUCCCAGCGGGUGAUCGCAGAGCAGGAGGAGGAGCUGGCUGAGGUGACCAAAGAGCUGGAGGUGACUGAGAGGGAGAACUCCAGACUACGUCAUUCCAUGGGGAAGAUGAUGGAGGACACCGACUACAGCAGACUAGAGAGGGACAGCGUACAACAAGACAAAGACACUCUACUAAUGAAACUGAUGGAGGCUGAGGUGGACGGGACAGCAGCUGCCAAGCAGGUGUCAGCUCUGAGAGAAUCUGUUUCCAAAAUGUCCGGCACUUGCGGCAGCAGGCUGUCGGGCUCUGAGUCGUCAGUCUUGGCCCGACAGAAGGAGCUGCUGCUGCAGAAACUGGAGACAUUUGAGGCUACAAACAGAACCCUGAGGCACCUUCUUAGAGAGCAACACGGCUCCCAGAUGGAGUCAAUCAGCCUGUCAGAGCAGAAGGACGCUUUACUCAAGACACUGGCAGACACAGAGGCAGAGAAUGCUCAUCUUCUGGUGAAACUUCAAGAGAAAGAGAAAGAGGUUAUUCAGCUCGCCACACUUUUAGAUACUGAAAAGGAUAAUACAAAGAGCACAUCAGAUUUAUCCAAGAGUCUGGAGUCGACAAGAGCUCAUUUACAGGGACAGCUCCGUAAUAAAGAAGCUGAGAAUAACCGGCUGGCUGUGCAGAUAAAGAACCUGGAGCGAGCAGCCAACCAGCAGAAGGCAGAGAUGGAUCACCUGAUGGAUCAGCAGGUGAGGCUGAAGCAGCACGCCAACGUAGACCGAGAGGAUCUGAAACGUGCCACGCGGGCCCAGAAGAUGCGAGCCGAACGUAGCGAGGACACGGCAGGCCAGCUGAGCGAGCAGCUGCUGGACAUGGAGAAGCAGAUGUCAGACGCACUGUCAGCAGCUGAGACUUGGCAAAGUCGCCAUACCCAAGAAGCAAAAGAUAAAAGUAAACUUGAGGUUGAACUGUCUCUGUUGAACAGUCGUGUUGUGGAGCUGACGGAGAAGCUACAGGGCACGGAGGUAAAAGGGCGAACGGAGAGAGAAGCCCUGUUAGAUCACCUGCACGGACUGACCACACAGAGUACUGAUGUCAAACUGGAGAACCAGUCCCUGAAGGCUACAGCAUCUGCAGUGGAGGAGAAGCUGGCUUUGUCUCAGUCAGAGCUCCAACAUGUCAAAGCUUCCAUCAAGCAAUAUGAAAACCUGCUGGAAAGCUAUAAGAUCCAGGUGAGGAAAACCCGGGCUGAGGCGGACGAGUACUGCGCCCGGCUGGCCGAGGCGGAGCGGGAGGCCAAGGCGGUGCGAGAAGAGCUGGAUAAGGAGAUAGAGCAUGUGCGAAGGGAGCUGCUGGGGCGGCUGGCAGAGCUGGAGAAUCUUCCCGAAGCUCUGCAACACUCCGAAAUCCAGCUGCAGGAGGCUCAGGAGAGGGAGCGCAGCCAGGAGAGACGCAGCAUGGAGCUCAGCUCUACACUGACCGACAUACGCAUGAAGGUGGAGACUCAGGGCAGCCAGAUGGAGUUCCUCAGGCAGAAGAACAAGGUGCUGCUGGAGGAAAACAGACAGCUUCAGCAGCAAGUGGAGAUUCUGGAAAGAAAACUGGAGGAGGCUGUCGGUCAGAACGGUGACCUGCUGGCUGUCAUUGCCAAACGGGAAGAGAGCGUCCAAGGCAAUCAGCUCCGCCUUGAAGAGAAAACAAGGGAAUGUUCCAUGCUGAGCCGAAAGCUAGAGGAGGCACUGGAUGAUGCUCGCCAUCAGAUGUCUGAGACCAUAGACCGUGCUACAACCAAAGAACGCUCCACCCAGUCCAAGAUAGAAGAUUUGGAGACCCAGCUCAGCAGGACUGCCUCUGAAAUCAACCAACUGAGACGCAGCAAAGAGGAGGUGGAGCGGCGGUACCAGAGCCGACUGCAGGACGUGAAGGAUCGCCUGGAGCAGUCGGACAGCACCAACCGCAGCCUGCAGAACUACGUCCAGUUCCUCAAAGCCUCCUACGCCAAUGUGUUUGGGGACUCGGUUCUAAGCAGCUCACUGCGCGCCCCCUCACCCAUCUAA